GCAAUCACAUGAGCUUUGUUAUUGUAGUGCAGGAGCUGUAAUGUCCGCUCGGAGAGAACCUCGAAGAAGAGCAACUAAUAACGAGAAUGAAGAGCUUUCAUGGGACCAGAAUAGUGCUAGAGGUUGUGCUGGUAUUAGUGGUUCUCCCCUUGACUGCUGUUGUGACCAUGUGUGUGGGAAAGACCAGCAAGUCAGUACAACUGACUGCCACCUCCAUUUGCCCUGUUGCCCUUAUGCACCUAAACACAGAAACAGAGGAAACAGCACACACACAGCUAAUGAGCCGUGGGAUGAAGUAUCAUAUUGUAAGACCACUAUAAGUGCUGAAAAUGAGGUGGAGGCACAAAAACUUGCCAAUAAUUACAAGUUUGGAUUCAGAAAGUGGAAAAGCCAUGUGACUGAGCGACCCUUUGAGGACAGAUCAGAGAUUGUGAAGGAACUCUACUCAGAGCUCAACAUUAUUAAACGAAACACAGCCUCUUUAUUUACAUGCGGCAAUGUUUUGUAUAUAUUUCUGUUUGGUUGGUGGAUCUCUCUGGUGUACCUUCUCGUUGGUAUCAUGAUGUACAUCACCAUUAUUGGAGCCCCUCAUGGUAAAUUGUGCUUCAGACUGUCUCACUACUUUCUGUGGCCAUUUGGAAAAGCAAUACAGAAGGUGAGUGUUCCACUGUCAAAUGUCAGUGUGAAAGUCUGCAAUGAUUUACGAGAUGAAGGGGAUGAGGGGAAGGCAGCCUCGCCACUACUGACACCCAACACAUUGGUGGAGAACAUGGAGGAAUCAUCCAGGCCUCCAGAGCAGCGCUACUGGAAUUAUCUGAGUGUGUAUGCGUGGGUGCUGCUGGGAUAUCCUCCUCUGGUUGUGGCUCAUGGCGUGUUGUGUAUACUCUCCUGGCUCUUGGUCGUCACCAUCCCCGUGGCCAAAAUGAGUGCCCGAAUCCUGAGCAAUGUCUUGCUAAUGCCCCCUGAGCAAGUUGUCAUAAAUGAUGUUACUGGAGUGAGACAUGAAAAUGAAGGUGAAGGUCAAGCCAUUUUGUGCUGCUACCAUGCAGUGAAUAUCUACUACUACAAGUACACGGUUGAUGGGAUCAAUGUUUUUGCUGUCAAUCUCCUCCCUUUGGUCAUUGUCUCUCUGAUAACUGGCUAUGUGGACCGGGGCAACCGUUUUGUCAGUGCCGAGGUUAAGUUCACCACUGCAAUAGGUUCACUCAUCCCAUUGUCCUACUACAUUGGAAUGGGUAUAGCCAGUAUAUCAGCUCAGAGUAACUUUGCAGUUGGUGCAGUGGUCAAUGCCACAUUUGGCUCUAUCACCGAGCUUACCUUUUACAUCACAGCCUUGCUUAGGGGUCAUUCCCAGGGCAACAACUGCUUACAGGAGAUUGUGAAGGCAGCAUUGACUGGAACAUUGCUCGGAUGCAUUCUAUUCAUCCCGGGGAUCUGUAUGGUCAUUGGAGGGCUGAAACACAGUGAGCAGAGGUUUAAUAGCCGCUCAGCUGGAGUCAGCGCCUCUCUACUUUUCAUAUCUGUUGGAGGUGUAUUUGCCCCUACACUCUUCUCUAAAGCCUGUGGGAAUCUGGUGUGUGAAGACUGCACUAAUUCCUCUGGGACCAACAGCAGCAGUGGGACUUUCACCUGCAGGAACUGCCACUAUGACCUGAGUGAAAACAACUACAGCCUGUUUCAUAGCCAUAUUGAACCCCUGGUGUACACAGUGUCAGUUCUCCUGCCGGUGUCAUACAUCAUCGGCCUUCUGUUCACUCUGAAGACUCACUCGCACAUCUAUGACAUUCAUGUUGGUGAUGGAAGUGCAGUGGGUCAUCUAAGUGCAGUGGUUCACUGGUCUCGCUGGAGAGCUCUGAUCAUUCUGAUCGUCGCCACAAUGCUCAUGUCUGCCUGCGCUGACCUCAUCACAGAGUACAUCCAGCCCAUACUGAGCCACCCGAACAUCUCCCAGUACUUUAUAGGUGUGACAGUUCUAGCCAUGGUUCCUGAAAUACCAGAGAUAGUCAAUGGUAUACAGUUUGCUCUUCAAAAUAAUAUCAGCUUGAGUUUAGAGGUCGGGAGUUGCAUUGCGGUUCAGGUGUGCAUGAUUCAGAUCCCCAUAUUGAUCCUGUUCAACGCCUUUUAUGAUGUUGGCUUUGUGCUCAUCUUCAGUGACCUUCAUCUGUGGGCCAGCAUCUUCAGCGUCAUUCUCGUCAACUACAUUUUCAUGGAUGGAAAGUCCGAUUACUUUCAAGCUAUCUCUCUCUGUCUUUCUCUCUCUGUCUUUCUCAGGUACAGCGCUCGUGGUCGUGUAUCUCAUCCUGCUUGCGCUCUACUUUUUUGCUCCUUCGCCAGCAGGUUGUUAAUAAGAAGACUAGUCUGCUUUCAUAUGCACCUUUUUUGGACUAAAUCAACACUUAAAGUGCUUCUACAUUAAUACAUCAUAUGACACAUCUACAUUCUGAAUCGCUGCUUACUGAUGCACAAAAUGAAUUACAAUCAGAAAUUACACACAAGUCCAAUUAACCAUUUAUUUGCAUAAAUUAAGUUGUUAGCUACUGAAAACAACAGUGAGGUUGUUGGAUUUCUCAGUACAUUGCAGGGUUUUGGAUUCUUGUCAGCAUCUGUGUCAUUAAGUAGGCUUAGAUUUAUACGCAUCAGUGUGAGAUCUGCAUUUCAUAAACAGAAAUUGCAGUACAGCACCAGGGACUUUACUUGAUAAUGUAGAAAUCUGCUGCAUAGAGCACAUGGUAGAAAGUUUUGUAAAACUGGUUACUGGUUAGAAACCUCUUGUGUGUAACAGUGUUGGGAAACAGAUAUGUAUCUCCUAGUUUAAAAAGAAAAAUAUUUUUAAAAUAUUUUAUCAUGUUAUUUAUUUUAUUUUUUUAAGGGUGGUUUUUUUUUAUCAUCGUAGGCUAAUACUAUAAUUCAACUAGUAAUAAUGAUAAACCGAAUAAUGAUUUUUGUCUUUUGUGUAAUUCAGUAUAUUAAUAUCAACAAGGAUUUUGUGUUUCUUGGAGGUGAAUUAAUGUAUGAAAUUUGUCAGUUGGAAUUUUGCAAAUCAGGAUUAUGUAAGAGCUGUUAAAUUUUUUUUUCCAUAUCCUGUUCCUUCUCCCUCUGUCUCAUAAGAGGUCUGUCAUCAUAAUAGAUUUUGUAAGACCUCCUGCUGCUUGUGGAAAAUAUCCUUUACAUCACAUCAUACGUUUAUUAUUAUACCCUUGGACAAAUUACUGUGUACGAAUCAUGUACAGUACAUUUAUAGGAAAUUGCCAACAUACAGCUUGAUUAAUGUCUCCAGUCCAUUUUAAUUAAAUUUAGGAAAACGGUUUGUUAUGUGAAGAAGGUACAGUCAAGUCCAUAAAUAUUUGGACAUUGACAAAGUUAGUUAUUUUAGCUGUCUACCCCAAUGCAUUGGAAUUAAAUUUAAUAAUGAAUAUGACCUCAAAGUGCAGAGUUUCUGCUUUAAAUUUAACUUAUGUGUGGUCCCUCUGUUUUAAGGGACCCAAGGUCAGUUGGCUGCUCAGCUCUUCCAUGGCCAGAUGUGUGUUACUCCCUCACUAUUUUACUUGCAAAUAAAUGGUCUAGAGCUGAUUUGAAGUGUUGCAUUUACAUUUGGAAUCUGUUGCUGUAAACUCUCAAUUUGAAAUCCAAAGAGCGGUCACUGCCAGUCAAUCAAGGCAUCAGUGAAAAACCUGAUCAAACCCAUCAAAGAGCGAGCAAAAACAUGAGGUGUGGCCAAAUCAACUAGGUUAUACUGUACAGUCUUAUAAAGAAAGAACACACUGGUGAGCUAACACACCAAAAGGCCUGGAAGACCACAGAAACCAACCAUCGUGGAUGAUAGAAGAGUUGAUAAAGAAAAAAUCCUUCUCAACUGUUGGCCAGCUUCCAGGAGAUAGGUGUAUUUGUGCCAAAGUCAACAAUGAAAAGAAGCCUUCACCAGAGUAUGGCUUAUCACACUGUUAAACCUAAAAAACAGGAGGUAGAACCAGGUAGAACCGCUAAAACAAGAAUAACUUUGUCAAUGUCGAAAUAUUUACCACUGUGACUCUAUUAAAGGGGAUACAUUCUGUAGAUUUUACACAACACUGUCCAUCUGUGCUUUCGACUUGCCAUUUAUUUCACUUUCUUUAAUAUCGUGUUGAUUUUUUACAAUUACUAUUUUAUAUAUCCUAAGUACAUAAACAUAAAAUUAGACCAAAAACAAAUAAUGCCCCAUGAUGUUUACUUUUGAAAAGUUCUCCAGAUCUGAUCUAUGAUUUUGGACAAUGUACAUCAACAAGCUUUUUUAAAGUGUACAACAGGGUCCAAAAAUA
Neoarius graeffei (lesser salmon catfish) is the source of this 4295-nucleotide messenger RNA. It is a transcript of the gene cax2, whose product is annotated as cation/H+ exchanger protein 2. Gene Ontology annotation, biological process: calcium ion transmembrane transport; intracellular calcium ion homeostasis. Bases 41 to 2416 code for a protein of 791 amino acids. Gene Ontology annotation, cellular component: membrane; endomembrane system. Gene Ontology annotation, molecular function: calcium:proton antiporter activity. Lineage: Eukaryota; Metazoa; Chordata; Actinopteri; Siluriformes; Ariidae. The transcript is spliced from 20 exons. The record is from RefSeq and is a predicted model, not a curated record.